CAAAGUGUUUUGCCUUUCCUUUUCAGUGCCCAUUCAUGCUUUGUUAACCAAACUAGUGCUUUGAGCCUGAGCCUUCAUGUAGGAUAAAUUCAUGCUAAGGAGAUAUAUGUGCGAUAUGUACAAGCUGCAGAACAAUGAAAAUAUUGGCUUAUAAUCGGGUCUCUAGUUUAGUAAAAAGAAAGCUAAAUGGUAAAAGUAUCGAAAAGGGAAAAAACUGUAAAAUGGAAACCUGUGCCCAUUUAGUUUGACAAAUAAUUACCAAGUAGACUAUAUAAACUGCUUUGAUUUGCAUUAAUUUCCAAUGCUAUGUCUCUCAAGCAUCCCUAAAUCCUGGAGUUUCCAGAUGGGUUUGUGUGCAUAAAGUAAGGAUCUUGAUCUUCAGUUUCUUUUGCAAUUAAUUAGCUUCUAUACUCGUAAACGUUUUAGGGCCAAUCAGAAAGAAAAGCUGCUGACUUCCAUUUCUUUCUUCAAUGCAGUGAUGUAGUAAGCAUGGCAAGCUAUGCACCACUUUUUGUGAAUGACAAUGACAGAUGGUGGAAUGCAGAUGCAAUUGUCUUUAACUCUUCACAGCUAUAUGGAACACCAAGCUACUGGGUGCAACACUUCUUCAGGGAGUCGAGUUCAGCAACUCUUCUUCAUUCAACACUCCCAACAAAUACAUCCACUUCCCUUAUUGCAUCUGCAAUUAUGUGGGAAAACUCAGAUGAUAGCAAGAGUUACCUAAGAAUAAAGAUUGUGAACUUUGGGAAUGACACAGUUAAUCUCAAGAUAAGUGUGGAUGGAUUGGAGCCCAACUCCACAAUACAGUUAUCCGGGUCGACAAAGACCGUACUCACCUCUGGUAAUCUGAUGGAUGAGAAUUCCUUCAAGGAGCCAAAUAAGGUCAAACCGAAACAGAGUCCACUUGAAAAUGCUGGCAAGGACAUGGAAGUCAUACUCCUUCCAUAUUCUCUCACUUCAUUUGAUCUGUUGAAAGGAUCUAGCAACAUCAGAACUGCAAGAAACGAUUCUUUCUCUAGAUCACCUUUUUAAAAUAUUAACUGAUGAAUAUCAAGUACUACUGUACUUUUGAGAAAUAAAGGUAAUAACCCAACAAAAGAUGGUGGCAUCCUUGCAUGUCAACUAUUCUGUUGGAAUGUUCUGUUGUUUUAUGUAAUAUCAAACUCGUUGCUUUUGGCUUCCUUGCUUGUAAAGUAUAUGUAUGAAUGCUCUUUGUUCUUGGUGAUGAAGUUAUAUCCUUCAGUUCAUUUUAA
Juglans microcarpa x Juglans regia is the source of this 1253-nucleotide messenger RNA. RefSeq names its product alpha-L-arabinofuranosidase 1-like. The transcript is spliced from 4 exons. Bases 490 to 1032 code for a protein of 180 amino acids. Lineage: Eukaryota; Viridiplantae; Streptophyta; Magnoliopsida; Fagales; Juglandaceae. The record is from RefSeq and is a predicted model, not a curated record. Gene Ontology annotation, molecular function: alpha-L-arabinofuranosidase activity. Gene Ontology annotation, biological process: L-arabinose metabolic process.